UCUCCCUCUCCUCCAUGGCUUUAUAUACGAACCUUCCCUCCCUCUAUCCCCACAGCAUUCACAACAGAGACCCGGCCUAGCUAGCUAGCCUGAUCUACAUCUCUUUCCCUCUCUUAAUUCCAUAUUCAAAACCCAUUAAACACUUUCAAAGAUUCGGUACACUGUUUCAGAAACCCAUCAAACACUUUCGAAGAUGGCCAAAAACGGGAAGCUAACAAAGCUCAAGUCGGCCAUAAAAAGAUGGCCUUCAUUCCCCAAGCUCACCCGCACCGCCAGCUCCGUGGCUGCCGCAAACGAAUCCGAUCAGGCGUCGAGGGAACUUCAUGCUGUUUACGUGGGAAAGUCUCGGCGGCGAUACCUUGUAAGCUCCGAAAUCAUUGAGCACCCUCUCUUUCAGGAGCUGGUGGACAAGUCGUCGACCGGUGAACAUAAUGAUGGGGUAGCGGUUGCUUGUGAGGUGGUUCUGUUUGAGCACUUGCUGUGGAUGCUUGAGAAUGCUAAGACUCAGUUGGGGUCCAUGGAUGAGCUUGUUGAGUUCUACACUUGCUGAAUUCGAGUACUGCAGUGAUGAUGAUAAUGAUCAUGGAUGAUCAAACUCCAACAAGAUUCAACGAAUUAGUUUGUAAAGAUUAUAUGAGUAGGGUUAAUGGUAGCCAUUAGUAAUAUGCGUGUAUUAAUGUUUGACCGUUGGAUGAAUAUUUAUAACCCAUUUCAUUUUAACGGAGAUCGUGAUGUUAAAGAAUUGAUUAGGCUGGUUGUAAGGAACUCUUAUUCAUCAUUAUUUUGAAGAUUUGUUACCACUUUAA
Messenger RNA from Carya illinoinensis, 806 nucleotides. RefSeq names its product auxin-responsive protein SAUR78-like. The coding region runs from base 194 to 550 and encodes 118 amino acids. The record is from RefSeq and is a predicted model, not a curated record. Gene Ontology annotation, biological process: response to auxin. Lineage: Eukaryota; Viridiplantae; Streptophyta; Magnoliopsida; Fagales; Juglandaceae. The transcript has a single exon.